AUGCACGCAGUUUGUAGAGCAGUGGAUUGUGGUGGCUCCAAAAUUUCAAGCACCAUUGUUGUUGAUCAAUCAAACAAAGCAAAUUUCAGAACAAUCCAAGCUGCCAUUGAUUCAAUAAAACCAAACAAUGCUCAGUGGGUGAAAAUUCAGAUAAAUGCUGGCGUAUACAAAGAGAAGGUUCAAAUUCCAACUGAAAAGCCAUGCAUCUUUUUGCAAGGCCAAGGAAAACAAGUCACCACCAUUACAAACAAUGACCACAAUGCACCAAAUACCAGUUCCACAUUCACUGCUUUUGCAAACAACUUAGCUGCAUCAGAAAUCACUUUUAAGAACUCAUACGGUAUCAUACAACGCUUGAACAUGCAUAGGAAUGAGAGACAUUUUGGGAUAAGGGACCCAUCAUUGGCCGCAAGAAUAUCUGGAGAUAAAUGUGCCUUUUACAAUUGUAAUUUCAUUGGGUUUCAAGAUACUGUUUGGGAUGAAAGAGGUCGUCACUACUUUCAAAACUGUCUCUUUGAAGGUGCAGUAGACUUUAUAUUUGGCGCUGGGCAAUCCUUUUACCAGGAUUGUGUGUUAAAUGCCACUGCCUUGGGUUCCAUAACAGCACAAGGACGCGCUUCAACGAGUGACCAAAGUGGUUUUGUGUUUGAAGGAGGUUCUGUGGUUGGCAGUGGUGUUGGGAACUCCUUAUUGGGUAGAGCCUAUCGAUCGUGUUCGAGAGUCAUAUUUCAUAAAACAGCCUUGGCUCCUGUGGUUGAACCUGUAGGAUGGGAUGCUUGGAAUUAUACAAACAAAAUUUCUGAAGAUUGUAAACAAAUUUAUGCAGAGAGUGCAUUUUCUUCUCUGAGGUUGAGUGUACAGGACCAGGUGCGAACACUUCGGAACGUGUUACUUGGGCGAAGAAAUUGA
Messenger RNA from Sphenostylis stenocarpa, 909 nucleotides. The record is from the annotation of a GenBank genome assembly. Lineage: Eukaryota; Viridiplantae; Streptophyta; Magnoliopsida; Fabales; Fabaceae.